This is a messenger RNA of Drepanopeziza brunnea f. sp. 'multigermtubi' MB_m1, 2655 nucleotides long. Lineage: Eukaryota; Fungi; Ascomycota; Leotiomycetes; Helotiales; Drepanopezizaceae. The record is from RefSeq and is a predicted model, not a curated record.
AUGUCUACAAGCUCGACAACUCCCGCGGAAGGAUUUUUCAACGACCUUUCGCGACAGACGAGCAAUGGAGUACGCAAUCAACUAGCGCGAAGCCCAACAUCCGAGAGCAAUACAGCGGCAGAUCACACAAGUGGAGGGGACUCGAAUAUGCCAAAGCUCAAGAGGAUAGCUUGCAUCAUCUGCAGGAAGAGGAAGUUGAAGUGCGACGGGACGAAACCAAGUUGCUCGACCUGCACGCGGCUAGGACAUAGUUGCGCUUAUGAUGAAGUGCGUAGGAAGUCCGGUCCGAAGCGGGGGUAUGUGAAGGCUUUAGAGGAGAGACUUAAGCAGGUAGAGACGUUAUUGAAGGCAAAAGAUCCAGUCCCUCCAAGGCCAGAGGCGCCAAUAAGCUUUACCAACGGACCAGGGAAUAUCAGUGGUGUUGGUCUCCAUACCGUUCCUGCUGGCGACUUCAACAUCUCAAGUUCGUCAAUAAAUAUUGGGAAUGGGAAUGGGGUAGAACCAGAUCGGUGGGGACUUAGCGGACAAUCGUCUCAACCAGCCAUUGACAUGCCAUUCACAGCGGAUAUGAAUAUUGGCAUGGGUCUUGACGAUAAUAAUUUCACAUGGGAAAUGAUUGGUCUUGGUUUGGAAGAGCCUCUGCCGCCCCAGGAUUCCAUUGACGAAUUUGCGCCUAGUCAACGUCCGCCUGUCGCACUCCGUUAUGCCAUGUGGACUCUUGCUGCAAGUGUGACCGACAAGUUCAUGGAUCUGAAGGGCCAUUUCUACCACCGCGCUCGGAAGUACAUGGAGGCCGAUGCUCUGAAGGGUCAUGGCGAGCACAUAAUUUCUAUUGCGCAUGCUCAAACACAUGCGCUUCUGGCCUCUUACGAGUUCAAGAUGAUGUCUUUUCCCCGCGCAUGGAUGAGCACGGGAUCUGCUAUCAGGAUGUGUCAAAUGAUGGGCUUACAUAGACUUGAUGGCGCUGGCUUGGAUGUCAAGCAGUGCUUGCCUGCACCGCGGGACUGGACUGAAAGAGAGGAAAGACGCAGAACUUUCUGGUACGCUUUCUGCGAAGACCGAUAUGCUAGCAUUGGAACAGGCUGGCCCAUGUUGAUCGACGAGAAAGACAUUCUAACGGACCUGCCGUCUUCUGAUGAGGCAUUCGAUAUGAGCAAACCAGAACAUACCUCGUCCCUAAGCGAGUCGAUGUCCCCUUCAGGCGCUUCCAAGCUUUCAUCCUUUGGAGGUGUAGUUUUGAUGGCAUGUCUGUUCGGUCGCAACUUGAUUCAUCUUCACCGUCCAGAUUCUGACGGCAGAGAUGGAGACCUGAAUGGCGAGUUUUGGAAGCGACACAGGAAUAUGGACAACAUCCUUCUCAAUACAUCGCUAUCUAUGCCAUCUCACUUGAAGCUUCCGAAUGGGAUUUCCGAUCCCAACAUUGUGUUUACCAACAUGAACAUCCAUACCUCUACCAUCUGUCUACACCAAGCUGCAAUUUACAAAGCAGACAAAAAUCACUUAUCGUCGUCUAUCAGUGCAGAAAGUAAGCUGCGAUGUAUCACAGCUGCUCAUGAAAUUACUCACGUCAUGCGAAUGGUCUCUCACAUGGACCUAUCUUCUAUGAACCCUUUCAUAUGUUUCUGUCUCUACGUGGCGGCACGAGUCUUCGCCCAAUACUUGAAGAGCCGGCCGGACGAUAGCAAGACAGGAGAUUCUCUACGAUUCCUCCUUAUUGCCAUGAAUGCCCUAAAAAAGAAGAAUCCUUUGACGGAGUCAUUCUUGGUGCAGCUGGAUGUUGACCUGGAAGGUCUUGGUAUGCGAAACCCGAAGUUCAAAUCUUUAUUCGCGUACAGCGAAGACCACCUCGGAAUAUCGAGUGCAGAGAUGCCCAAGAUAGGCCAAGGUCCCAACGGUCUCCCGAAUACCUUUCGCAAGCCAGGAGGAGAGUGUAAUUUCAUGCGAAUUCCCGAAGGUGCUGGAAAUCCCAUGGACGAUGUCAGCUCUACCAAGGAUCCGAACGACUUCCGGCGGGGAUCAGAGCCGAAUUCAGCUGGUCCGUCCAAUUCCAACGCCAACCAUUUUGGAGACCAGACGAACUGGAUGCCACUCCCGGAUCACCCGCCGACGGACACAGGCAAUGCAGUCCAACAAACACUUCAGGGUCUUGCGACAGGCGAGAUUCAUCGCUCCACAGCCUACGGGCCUGGUCUGAGCAAUAACCGCUUCGGAAACAGUGAAAGCAGCAACGGAGUAGAUACGGGACUUUCGCCUGGUACCGCAAUCUCAUCCUCCAACCGCCCAACGCCCAUUGCUUCUACACCAUCCGACUCACUCUCCAACCUACAGCCUGGGCAGUCCGACUCGACGUCCUACGAGACGAGUGCAGCAGCGACACAUCUUUCCAAGCACUUACCAGGAAGUGAUACGAGGACCAUGCAGGGGUUCUCUCCGAACCAGCAGGUUUACAAUGGGAUUGCGGCGACGGGGAUGACGCCGGAUGGUACAUUCGGAAUGACGGCGACGCCGAGGAGGGGCUUCGAUCUACAGAGUAGCUGGGAGAUGAGCAGUCAGCCUAUAACGGGACUCACUCCCGUUGGCGAAGGGGUGUUUAGGCAGUUGUUGGGGCUGGGACCUAUGGAUGCUAUGGACCUUGGAUGGGAAGGCGGAUCAUGA